Messenger RNA from Cyprinus carpio (common carp), 4194 nucleotides. RefSeq names its product coiled-coil domain-containing protein 85C-B. Gene Ontology annotation, cellular component: apical junction complex. The record is from RefSeq and is a predicted model, not a curated record. NCBI's taxonomy places the organism in Eukaryota, Metazoa, Chordata, Actinopteri, Cypriniformes, Cyprinidae.
CUCAUCUCUGAACCUGCUCAGAUCCGCUCGGAUCAUUUCACACCAGUCUAAAGGAAGAGCCGAAGCCGAGAGCCUGAGCGUUGACACGCGUGAGGAGCUCCUUCUGAUCUGAUCUCUGGAGCUUCCGAUGUAUUCGAACGUGAAUGCAGGCAUUUCUUUAAUGAAGGCGCUGGUUAUGGUUGUUAUUUUUUGAAAUACAGCUCUUGAAACCUGUAAGAUCACGCGUGUCUGAAGAAAUUAUUUUCUUGAGAAAAACAUUUACAACGAUCCUCGUGGAUUUGUAUGUCACGCAUAUUUUUAAAUACACGCAUGAUUGUGAAGUUAUCGGUAAGUGAGGCGUUAAUAAAAGUGAAGGUUUGAAAAUAAAUUUGUGUGGAAGACAAAUCAGUUCAUGCACAGUCUUCCAUUGUAAAAGGAUUCCCGUAAUUAUUUACAUAAUCUAUGAAUCUGGUUUUUAAUGCGUUUUUACAUAGCAUUUUUUGGUGGGAUUGGAGCACAGCGCUAUGUUAGAUCUUUGUUGAAUAUUUAACCCUGAGACUGUUCCUCUGUAAGCAUCAUGAUGGCAAAACAUUGUCCUAAUGAUGACCUAAGUAAGAUCUCUGAUGAUGAACUGGUCAGAUGGAGCAAAGAGGACUUGAUCAAGAGACUGAGAAGGGCUGACAGUGAGAAAAUGAACCUAAUGCUAGAACAUGGGAACAUGAUGAAGGACAUCAACCGCAGACUGCAGGUGCACCUCCAUGAGAUCCGUAAUCUAAAGGAGAUCAACCAGAAACUGCAAGACGAUAACCAGGAGCUCAGGGAACUCUGCUGCUUUCUCGAUGAUGAUCGGCAGAAAGGUAAGAAGCUGUCUCGGGAAUGGCAGAGGUUUGGGAGGUAUUCGGCCAGCUCCAUGUGGAAGGAGGUGAGCACCUAUCAGCAGAAACUCAAGGAGCUGGAAGUCAACCAGGAAAACGUCCUCCGGGAGAAUGCAGAACUAAAGGAGAUCAUUCUCAUGUUGGAUGAAGAUAGGAAUGGUGCAGGAUCUAGGAGCUCUAUAGACAGCCAGUCUAGUUUGAGCAACCUGAAUGGAGGUUCGAGCAUUGUCAGAGAUGUUGGCGAUGGGAGCAGUACCUCCAGCGGUGGAAGUGCUGGCAGCCCAGACCAUCAUCAUAAUCACAAGACUGUAGAAACCAAGAUUGGCACCGUACGACGAUCAAUGGAUGAUCUCUCCGCUCCGCAUCAUCACAGGAGCAUUCCCAAUGGACUCAAUGAUGCAUCCUCAAACUACAUUCGCCAGCUAGAAACCAAGGUCCGGAUUCUAGAAGACAAUAACAACAAACUGCUCUCACAACCCUGUAGCCGUUAUAGCUUAUCAAAGCUGUCCAUGAAGUGUAAUCCGGGAGACCUGCGAGUCCUGCGGAAGGGCAUGACCCUCUACCACUCAGAAUCACAGCUGUCUUCCCUCCCCCAGAGGCAGGAGGCCCUACUGAAUGGGACUGGAAGGCUACAGACCAGUGAGUCUUCUCCUUCCACCGGGUUUGUCUCAUCUGUACAGAAACCUGAAGCUGUGGUUCAUGCCAUGAAGGUUCUGGAGGUCCAUGAUAAUCUGGACAAGCAGCUUCCAGAAGAAAGUGAAGAAGACCUGAGUGAGAAAGAGAAAGCCAUAGUGCGAGAGAUGUGCAAUGUGGUGUGGCGAAAGCUCGGUGACGCAGCAGGAUCAAAGCCGUCUAUCCGACAGAAGCUCUCUGGGAAUCAGUUCAAAGGUCAGCUCUAACACAUGAGGAACAUCUCUCCUUCUGUUCAGCCACCAUGAAACUCCAGCAGCACCAAACUGAGAAACUGCUCACGGCAUCAACAGCACACACAAACAUUUCUGUCCACUACCAUCAUCCAUGUCAAAUAAUUUGGUGUCCAACUAUUGCCAUUAACAUUGGACCACUACACUCCAAUUUUCAGUCAAUCAGUGAACAUGUAAAGCAAUAAUCUGCAUUGAAAUGACAUUUUUUGACUGUUAAUUAUAUUCCUUUCUUUAUUGAUGAAAUGGAUCUGGUUUGAGUUUACCAACUCUGGACUGUUCAGUUGACAAUUACCCAACGGUCAAUUUGACCGAAUGUAGAUUUAGAGAAGGAACACUAAAAGGACAGUGUCACUUUGGACUGGACUCAUGAAGUGUUUAUGACUGGCAGCUAGUCAUGUUCAGUCAGCUUGCCUCUUUUUUCUUUUUUUUUUUUUACCUCACAAUAUUGUUUUUACAUAACAGUGAUGUCAGAAAACUCAUUGUUUCCUUACACCCUUUUAGACAAAGUUGGGUCCAUCAAACUGUAGUUUACUCCUUUCAGAGUGAUACCAGAUAAUGCUCACUCACUCCACUGAGUUCCGGUACCCUUCCUGUGCAAGUAAUGUACAGUAAUGACUCUGAAAGACAAUGUAAGAUAUGUACAAAAAUCACUUUAUUAUGUUGUCUUUUUAAGUGUUUUUACUUUUUCUAGUAGCUGUUUUUAAUAAGUUCCAACUUAACGGCGCAUGGGGUUUCUUAACAGCGCAACACUUUUUGAUCAAUGCAACUCAGACACAAAAGCAGCACAAAACAUGCUGAAUUAGAUUUUUCCCUUUUCCUGUAUGAAAAAAAAAUGGUGGUCACAACUGAAAUUCAUUGUUUUUGUAUAUUUAAGAUGUCAGAUUUUAAAACGGUGUGCUGUGCAUGCUAGACAAUCACGUCUCAGGUCUAGGGAAAUGGCAAGUGUACAUCAUGUCUGAAAGAUAGUAGUUUUUUUCUUUUCCAGCCUUUUUAAGUCCUUGAUUGACCCAUUAACAAAUUGAUGCAUUGGCAGAAAUAAUUGUGCUAACCUAAUGUUUUAAAGGUCUAGGCUAUCUGUUUCACCCCUAGGAGUUUACCUACAAAUCUAAAACUCCCGAAUGUCCUUUCUCAUGAUUCAAGUAAAAAAAAAAAAAUUGCAAUGCUUCACUCUGACCUCCACCUCCUAGUUUAAAUCAAAGCAACUUUGUGACAAGUAGACAAGUCCAUCAAUAUGUCCUGCCCCAACUUAAUUUUUCAGUCCAUAAAGGAAAACUGCGCCCAUCUAGCAUCGAGUUUCAUGGGCGUUUAAGUAGUUGUUGCAGGGGGAUUCUCUGUCACUGUCAGUUAGUAUUAUUGUUGUUUGUUUUGGAUGAAAAAUUAUCACAAGCCCUCAUGGAAUCCAUUAGAAAUUAUGCAUAUUUCCCAUCCCCUGUUUGUUCAUUUAUUAUAUAUUUUGGCUAGUUUAAUAAUGCUUUCUCUUAUCAAAAAGCACUUUCAGCACCAUUUAACACAUUUUAAGGUUUAAAUUCCUCACAUUUUCCCUCAAAAGUCUGCAGGGCCUGCUAUUCAGCAGAGAACUAUUGUUACCAUUAAUCUUAAAUAGUGAUCAAGGUCUGGAUAUAGUAAGUGACGUUCAGCUCAUUUAAAUGCAUGUCAGCAAUAGUUUAAUGUAUGCAAGUCUCUUUUUCCUGAUAUUCUUUUCAAUGUCAAAUAAACCACUCAGUUCAAAAACAGGCAUGCCUAUAAAUGAAAUACUACGGCUGUGUCCAGAUUCCAAAAGGAAUAGUAUAUAAAACAGUACACAUUUUACAACCGUAAACAGUAGCAUUGACAUUAAAAAGUCUAGAAAUAUUUCAUAUUUGAAUAAAUAGCAACUAAUUCAGUUCGAUCUUCAUACUGGCAAUGGAAGGUCGAGCACACUGCAUUGUGGGAUAUAUAUGUUGUAUGCUGCAUUUUGUUGUAUUCCGAACAUGGCCAAAAGAUGUAAUUGUAAAUGGGUAAAAGCUAAAGACAGAGUUUUAACAUGAAUUAACCAGAGGUGUUUUCUUUAUUAGUAAGAGUGCAUUUGAUUGGCUGGCAAUGAGUUAUGACCCACCUGUUACAAACAUGAGAAGUUGCUAUUGUUGUUAAUGAAAGGAGUUGCAAGCAGAUCCUAAGCGGUCUUAACACAAAGCCAUGAUUUUUUUGGGAUGAGAUUAUUUGGCAUGUGCUGCCUCUUUUGUGCAUGGGGUUUUAUUUGGAACCUAUGCACCUACUCCCUGUGUUGUUUUAUUGUGUAAAACCUCUGAGGUUUAUCCUGUCUUCAGUGUUAAUAGCUGCGAGCAUGACUGCAGGAUACAUUUUAUGGUAAAGACGUAAAGAAAAAAGGUGUACAAAGUGAACCAGACAAUUUUGUCAAUAAACAAACUAUUGCUUUA